This is a messenger RNA of Chilo suppressalis (striped riceborer), 3585 nucleotides long. NCBI's taxonomy places the organism in Eukaryota, Metazoa, Arthropoda, Insecta, Lepidoptera, Crambidae. The record is from the annotation of a GenBank genome assembly.
CCGAAGGCAGAUUUUGAAUUUCGAAUCGAGGAUCGCUCAGUCGGUCCUUAGGCGUCGCGCGCUUCAGACGUCUUUUCUGUUGCGGAGAAUUAAUUACCGUUUUUUUGCCAGUUCCACAUUAAAUAGUUUUUGAUGAAGAUGGCAGGUGUUGUUUUGAAGAAAUAUAUUUAGAACUUUUGCUGCAGCGAUGGGCGUGGCGUCCGACGGGAUGGGUGGGUGGCGUGCCCGAGUGGCCGCCUGCCGCGAGUCCAGGAAGCUCGUGCUGGUGAUCGUGGCCAUCGCUCUACUGCUGGACAACAUGCUGCUCACCACAGUUGUGCCCAUUAUACCGGAGUUCCUGUACGACAUCCGCCACCCUGACGCCCCCUUAUCAAUGUCCUUGGACGAAGUGACCACCACGCCGCCGCCACCAGUGCCCUUCUGCCCCUGCGAGAGGAACACCACCUACCCACCCCUGGAGAACGUGACGCAUGUAAACAUAACGGCUGAGAAGGAGGUGAGACACCAGGAGCUGAUCCACGAGACGGUCGCGGUGGGCGUGAUGUUCGCCAGCAAGGCGAUUGUGCAGCUCUUAGCCAACCCCUUCGUAGGACCACUUACACACAAGAUCGGGUACAGUGUGCCCAUGUUCACCGGUUUUAUACUCAUGUUCCUGUCAACAUUAAUAUUCGCGUUUGGCCGCUCGUACGGUGUUUUAUUCGUGGCGAGAGCUCUGCAAGGCAUCGGUUCGUCUUGUUCCUCCGUGUCCGGCAUGGGGAUGCUGGCAGAAAGAUAUCCGGACGAUAAGGAACGUGGGAACGCCAUGGGCAUCGCUCUGGGAGGACUUGCGCUGGGCGUGCUGAUCGGCCCGCCCUUCGGUGGGCUCAUGUACGAAUUCGUGGGCAAGACGGCGCCGUUCUUAAUGCUCUCGGCACUGGCUCUCGGCGAUGGCUUGUUGCAGCUGAUGAUAUUGCAGCCGGGCGUGGUGCGUCAGGAGAGCGAGCCGCCGUCCCUCAAGGCUCUCAUCACGGACCCUUACAUUAUCGUCGCCGCGGGAGCUAUUACUUUCGCAAAUGUUGGCAUAGCGAUGUUGGAACCUAGCUUGCCGAUAUGGAUGGCAGACACAAUGGAAGCUCGUCGUUGGCAACAGGGAGUGGCCUUCUUACCCGCCAGUAUCUGCUAUCUGAUCGGUACAAACCUGUUCGGCCCUCUGGGACACAAAAUGGGUCGAUGGUUGGCGGCGUGCUCUGGACUCGUCAUCAUUGGCAUCUGUUUGAUACUGAUCCCGAUGGCUCGCAAGUUGGAGCACCUGAUCAUACCUAACGCCGGUCUCGGAUUCGCGAUAGGCAUGGUGGAUUCGUCCAUGAUGCCUGAGCUUGGCUUCCUGGUGGAUAUUCGUCAUGCUGCCGUCUACGGAUCGGUGUACGCUAUCGGUGACACUGCCUUCUGUCUCGGAUAUGCUGUCGGGCCUGCGUUCUCCGGCACGCUGGUGAACAGCAUCGGCUUCGAGUGGAUGCUGGUCAUCAUUGCCAUCCUCAACUUCGCGUAUGCUCCAUUCCUGCUUCUACUGAGGUCACCACCAGCUCGAGAUGAGAAGCAGAGCCUGAUUAUAAACGACAAAGCAUCAGUUCGGUACGUCAGCUACCAGAACGAGGAAGAAGAAUAAAGCCCGCCAUAAACAGCCGCCAUCUUGAUUAACCGCCGCCAUCUUGUUAGCCCACCACCAUCUUGAGAAUGUCCUCCAUUUUGUGUGUUAUUAGUCAGACAUAUAUAUGGGGUCUGCUUAGAGUAUCAUAAUUUAUAUAACAUAUUUAUAUGUAUAAAUCAUUUGGUUGACGUCUAAGGAGUGCCAAGUCCGCUGUAAUAUUGCCACAAUAUCAUAGUUGUUAUUAAGUAAGUAAGUAGUUAGUGUGGAAAAAGCGUGUGUAUUUAAUAAUAAUUAUACAAAAUUAUAUUUAUGAUUAUUAUACUGUAGUAAUUGCCCAAAUAUUAUUAUAUUUGCUAUAAUCUAUAUUUCUAUAGAUAUAUGUUUCACUAUAUCAAAUUUAUUACUAAUAUAAAAAAGUACAUUUACUAAAACAUAUAAAUAUAUUGACCAAUUUGUUAUCUGUGACUUUCCAUUAUCUCUUGGCAAAAUUAUAAUAAUAAAUAAUCUUAAAACUAAAUACAGAACCCCCCAAGUAGGAGAGUACCUUUAUAUUAUUAUCUUGGAGUAAUACAUAUAUCACCAUUUUAUAAUAUAUAGAUAUAUUAUUUUAUAGAUACUUGCAUAAUGAAACUACAUUUGUGUAUAAUCAAUUUUAUACUUUCAUUAAUAUAUCAAUAACCUUUACCGUUAAAUGUAUGUUAAAAAUAAACAUUCCUACUGUGUUUCUCGCAACUAAAAAUAUGGUUUCGUUAUUAAGUGAGCUAUUUGCACAUUUUUAUGAACGUAAACUAGACUGUGUAUUUUCUGAACGUAAAUAGGUAUUUUCAAAGUAUAUUAAUUGCCAGUUAGUCAGGGUUUCUUGUAGUUACAGAUAUAUUCAACAUAUAUGUAUGUAUAUAUCCAAUAUAAUCUUGAUGAAUGCGUCUUAUUAACUAAAUGUAUUAUGAUCAAAAUGUUUCCCAAAGGCACUAACAUUGAAAUAAUAGUUUCAGAAUGACAAAAGAAAACAGUUUUCUGACUUUUUGUAAUACUAUGUUACACCUGUAUAAAAAUGUAUGUUUGUCGUAAUUUUUGCGGAAGUGACUUUGACAAUAUUUUUUUGUAUGAAGUAUUUUAUCAAGUUUUAUUAUAAUAUACUUAAACAUAAUUUCAAUGUUAUGGAAAUGAAUUUGCAUAAAGAUAUAUUAUGUAUUGUAGACAAUAAUGAAUUGUAAUAUAAAUGCAAUAAUACGCCUUUUUAUAAAUUUUUGUUAUAAAAAAAAUAAUAAAAUUUAAGACAAUAAUUUUUAUUCGUUUAUCUAAAGACACGCGUUAUUCAUGCACUUCGUCAAGGACCAAAGGAGAGUAGAUUUAAUUUUAUAUUUAAUAAUAAUGUACCGAGCUUACCAUAUUAUAGAAACAUUAUAUGAUACUCGUAUAUACAUUCGUUAUGUCUUGCAAUUAAUACGUUAUUUUAUUAACCCACUUGUUACGGAUAUACCUUUUUUCGCAGAAUCUCUGUAAUUUUUUAUACUACCUAAUGAAAGUAUAAUUAUAUAACAAAAAAUAGUAAAAACAUCUAAAUGUUACGGAAAAGCAGGAAAAUUGUAGUUAUCGCAUAUAUAUAGAAUUUACUCGAGAAAAUAAUUCACUUGUUUUUGACAGUUUAUUGAAAUACUAAUAAAGUUUUUUUUUAUAUCUAUUAUUAAGCAAAACUUCAUACUGAAGCAGUAUUCGUUAUAUAUAUGUACUGUUUGACCUACAAUGUACUUUAAAUAUCCCAUACACCGUCUUAUUCGUUGGGUACGGUAACAAAUAUUUAUGUGAGUAGUAAAAGCUGUUCCAAGAGGAACACCACGAUUCUCUCAUUCUACAAGAAGUUUCAUUGCGUGCUUUAGACCAGAUGGGCCAUGUAGACGGCAAGCUCUAGGGAGGGAGGUGGUCCAAUGUCUCUCGAAUCGGCAUGUUUAUCAUUUUCC